Messenger RNA from Anopheles moucheti, 2900 nucleotides. Its product is annotated as uridine phosphorylase 1. Lineage: Eukaryota; Metazoa; Arthropoda; Insecta; Diptera; Culicidae. The transcript is spliced from 6 exons. The record is from RefSeq and is a predicted model, not a curated record. Bases 898 to 2010 code for a protein of 370 amino acids. Gene Ontology annotation, cellular component: cytoplasm; cytosol. Gene Ontology annotation, biological process: nucleotide catabolic process; uridine catabolic process. Gene Ontology annotation, molecular function: uridine phosphorylase activity.
CCGAACCAAGCCAGCGGUCGAACACUCCCCGAAAAGUGCAUUCCCUAGCGCGCUAUUGUGUCGUUGGUGUUGUUCCGCUCUCGACGUGCUUUCGAUUAGAAGUUCCACUGCUGUGCUGAUUAAAACGCGCGUGUUUUUGUCGGAAUUGGCAAAGGCGAGGGUUUUGAAAGUGGUAGUGUUUGAUAAAAUAAACCUGGUGCUGGCAUUUCCGCUCUUGCCUUUGAGGAGUUCUGGUACUGCUUUUUCAAACAGCAAAACACUUUGCGAAACGUGAUGCGCGCGUCCGUCUGAACAGCGUCCGGUGUGCGCUUGGCUGAAGGCAGCGAAACACAGAAAAAUAGAAGAGAUGACAGAGACGGGGCGAGAUGCCGCGUGUUUAGAUACCGGAAUACGUGUCUUUUAGGGGUAGCAAAGCAAGCCAUUCGUGUUUUUGAGCUUGUAAAACCGGUGUGGCGGUUCAUAGAACAGUUGUCUCUCGGUUCGGUUGUGAGUUAUUUAGUUAGCUCCGGUUUUUGGGCAAGAAUUAAGCAUAGAUACUCUUGUUGUUACAGCGCGUGUGGGUUAGUUCAGCUUCUUUCAGAUCGAAUAACGUACGAAGAACGUAUGGUAGUGGCAUUCUUGGACAAAUAUUUCGCAGAUAAUUUCGUUCUUCUGCAAUACAGUGGGAUAUAAAGUGUAUGCUGGAUAUAAAGUGGAUUUAAUUAUACUCAAUUUUAAUGGUUUUUGUUUAAUCCAGGAAAUUGGAUUUCAAAUUAAACAGUUGGCAAACUCUGUGUUCCACGCGCUCUAUUCUGCAAACUCUUCAAGUGGUUGUUUGGAUUCAAUCGGGUAUCGGGAUCUAUAAUUGAUUAUUCCCAAAAUUUUGGCUUUCUAUAUUAGCAUAAGCUUAAAUCAAGGAUGGCUCACCAAGGAGAUCAGAAGCGUGACAAGGAGAAUAGUUUGAAUGCGAAGCGUGAUAAAAAUGAUAUCAUCGGUGCAGAAGAAGUUGAUGAAGAUAAUACCGACAUGGCACGUUUGACCAGAUACAACGAUGGUUCGGUUAAGCUACGCAAUCCCAACAUUGAACUCAUGGAUCAAGAUAUCCUAUACCAUCUGGCGCUUGGUAGCGGUAGCCACGAUCUGCAUGAAAUGUUUGGCGACGUGAAGUUUGUCUGCAUGGGUGGAACACCGAAGCGUAUGGAAACGUUUGCUCACUUUAUUAUGGAGGAAAUCGGCUACAAACUUCCCGCUGGCACUCAGCUGCAAGAUAUCAGUGCAUUUUCCUAUCGCUACUCCAUGUACAAGGUUGGGCCUGUACUUUCUAUUAGCCAUGGUAUGGGGGUACCGUCUGUUGGUAUUCUUCUCCAUGAGCUUAUUAAGCUGAUGUACCACGCCAAGGUAAAGGAUCCGAUCUUUGUGCGCAUUGGCACAUGCGGUGGUAUCGGUGUGGAAGGUGGCACCGUCGUCAUUACAGAAGACGCGUACGAUGGUUUGCUCCGGAACAGCUACGAGUUGGCUAUUCUUGGAAAAAUAGUUCAUCGUCCGGCAAUUUUGGACAAACGACUGGUGCGGGAACUGAAGUCACUUGCCACGCACGAUGAUCCAUAUGAGACGAUUACUGGCAAAACGAUGUGCACCUACGACUUCUACGAAGGCCAAGGCAGAUUGGAUGGUGCAUUCUGCGAGUUUUCAGAAACGGACAAAAUGACAUAUCUGGAGAAAUUGCGCGACUUCGGCGUGGUAAACAUCGAGAUGGAGUGUACCAUUUUUGCUGCACUCACGCAUUACGCCGGUAUCAAGGCAGCGAUCAUUUGUGUCACGCUGCUGGACAGACUGAAAGGUGACCAGGUGAUGGCCCCGAAGGAGGUGAUGAACGAAUGGCAACAACGACCACAGAUAUUAGUUUCCCGAUUAAUUAAGAAGCACCUCGCCCAGAUGGGCCACCUAAAGUCGCUCGCCUCGACACCGUCGUCCAUCAAGUCGCCGCGCCGAUUUAAGCUGGUACAGCAGGAAUCGGAAGCGCACGAGUAAGCCUGCUCAAUAAUCUGCGCAGAUAGCGCCCUCAUUCUGCCACGUUUGUGUUUUACAUUUACAAACUAGAUAUUUCAAUAAUCAUGCAUCUAAUUAGUGCAUAUCCGUAACAUUAAAGCGUUAAAAGACAAAUAAAUUUAGCAACUUAAACAAAUGUCCUAACAAAGCAAAGGAAAGGAGAAGCUGAGGAGAGAAACACCUAACACACAGACACAAAUUCAGAAAAGCAUUAUGAAUAUGGUGACAGUGCCUGCGUAUGAUUAGGUGCCAAUAGUACGUUCGCUACAUCUGAAGCAACUAAUUUACCAGUGCUGCUAAUAUUUUAGCGUUUAGUUUUACGAUUCAAGCGAAUGCUUACAUAUAGAUUGGACAGUAUAGAUGUAUGGCUUGUGUAUAGAAUUGCGUUAGACACACCGGUACACUUAAAUAGUAAUACAACAUACCACAGAUAAUCGUUAAGAAGGAGGUACUAAAACAACGCUGCCGUAUGAUUGCCGUGAAAUAUGGAACUCUUUAUUGCAUGUAAUGCAUUGAAACGUUUGAUAUUCCCGUAUAAUUAAACCGUAAUACUAAACCUUCUUAAACUAAACGUUGUGAAGCAUUAUGUUUUAGUGCUUGUAUGAUUAUCAUCCAAACUUGUUUUACAAAACCUAACCAUCACCGAGCGAAACCAAAAACGGAAUACUUACAUUAGAUUGAAGCUUGUAAAAAACAUAACUCUGUGUAAAGGUGUUAAUUAUCACCUACGCGCGAAUCAUGUUCCAAUCCUUGCCCGUACAUUAGCGAUGGUAAGCAUGAAGCUUAAUUUGAAAGCUGUUUUUGUUGAAUAUUGUGUGUUUCCCAUAAUCCUCUAACGUGUGAAGCAUUAAAAAUAAUCAAGUUGAACAAUA